This is a messenger RNA of Lactuca virosa, 312 nucleotides long. The record is from the annotation of a GenBank genome assembly. NCBI's taxonomy places the organism in Eukaryota, Viridiplantae, Streptophyta, Magnoliopsida, Asterales, Asteraceae.
AUGCUCCUCCUCAUAAACAAUCGCGAUGUAGGGCAAGAGGUUAUGGAAAGCUAUUCACGGGUGAUUGAAAGUUUAGCUUUUAAUUUAAUGGCGAGGAUUGAUGAUAUGUUAUACGUAGAUGAUUCUACCAAGAAACAUGCUGCAGUGGAGGCUGGUCUUCAUCUUCAACUGCCGAGAUUUCAUGGCUUCUCAUCGUCAUCUUCCAUGGUGGGACGACCGACGUUUGAUUCUUCUCAUUGCUCUAGAAAAUCAUUUACAGAAAUAUGCGCAGAUGGAGAAUCUGGUAUUCAGGGAAAUAAGGGAGACAUAUAA